Messenger RNA from Rhagoletis pomonella (apple maggot), 1491 nucleotides. RefSeq lists its product as uncharacterized. The record is from RefSeq and is a predicted model, not a curated record. The transcript has 2 exons. The annotation marks the transcript as partial. NCBI's taxonomy places the organism in Eukaryota, Metazoa, Arthropoda, Insecta, Diptera, Tephritidae.
CCACAUUUAUCACAGCGCGCACGCAUCAUGAGCCAUGCACACUCACCGCCUAUGCGCUCAACGUGUUCACUAGAAAACGCGUACAGGAGCAACUAAUAAUAGGCUCAUAUUUGCGACUUUUAAGGGGAGCUGCCAGCUGCUGUUCAACACAAUGCCGCCUCGAAAAUGAUGCCUACUACCCGUGUGUUAUUAUUUUCGAACUGGAUGGAUUUGAUAAUUAUUGUUGCCUUCACUGUUACUUCGCGAAACAUAUCGCCUUCCACUCAAAAUGGAUUAUAAAUACUGCACAUAUUAAAUUGUAUACACUCACACACAUGUACGUAGUUACAACCCAGCGAAAACUUUUCAUUUUUAGGAACCACUUAUUUAUGUAUCAAUGGAGUAACGCAUUACAAGUCGCCUCAAGACAAUUUCCGCUUAUCCAUCGCAUUACAUCUAAUGCAAUGGCAAGAAAUUUUACAUUUAUUCGAUUACCUCCAAUGACAUGCACAUGUUAAAAUAAUGCAUUCUGUAAACGAAAAGGUAAGCGGUUACUCUCGAUUGGGGAAGCACUUUUCGAGAGUAACCGCUUACCUUCUCGUUUACACAAUGCAUUACUUUAGCAUGUGCAUGUCAUUGGAGGUAAUCGAAUAAGUGUAAAAUUUCUUGCGAUAGGCGAAAAUUGUCUUGAGGCGGCUUGUAAUACGUUACUCUGUUGAUACAAAAAUAAGUACUUUCCAAAAACUUAAAAGUUUUUGCUGGGGACUGAUUCAAAACUGACACACUACCAUUAACAUAUGACAAUUUUGACACACUUUUUAAUAUCUUGCGAUUUACGAUAACUUUACAUUUGUUGUUAAGAACUAAAUAUUUGUUAUUUUGUUUUUUUAAGAAAAAUAUCUAUUAAUGCAAAUUGCACAUAAAUAUUCGAGCAUUUUUCAACAAAUUGUAACUGAAUCAAAACAAUGGAAACAUAAAUGGCUGUAAGCUCCUUUUGAAUACAACCGACAAAAAAGUUUAAAUGAGAACAAAAUAUGUAAAACCAAAAUGCAUGUUUAUGUAAAUGCAUAAGUGCAUAUGUAUAUAUAUAUACGAAUAUAUGUCCAUGAGGACGACAUCUUUUGACAAUUGUUUACUUAAGAAAAUAUUGUAGAAAGCAAAUGUAGGCUGCAUAUAUGUAUACAUACCGUCGCCUGGGUAAAAGAUUGUCGUAAGCGCAAUUUUGACGAUUUUUAGUUCUAGAUGCAGUUACGUAUAUGUUUUGAAAUAACGUAUUUCGAUUGGUGUUAUCAGUUUUUAGAUAUCUCCUUUAGUUUCCGAGAUAUUGACUAAAUUUUUUUCGAUAUUUUAGUAAAAAUUUAGUUAGUGAUGCAGUCAUAUUAAACUAAUCAAUAAAAGUGUCGUCAAUUUAAUAGAAAUGUUGAUCACAUUUUGGCGUUUUUCAUACAAAGUGGCUGCCAAUUUGUGGACAAAUGACGCUUACGACAAAAUUUUACUAAAGAAAAUCCGUCA